Dothidotthia symphoricarpi CBS 119687 is the source of this 2420-nucleotide messenger RNA. RefSeq lists its product as uncharacterized. The record is from RefSeq and is a predicted model, not a curated record. The coding region runs from base 363 to 2300 and encodes 645 amino acids. Gene Ontology annotation, biological process: protein phosphorylation. The transcript has 2 exons. Gene Ontology annotation, molecular function: protein kinase activity; ATP binding. Lineage: Eukaryota; Fungi; Ascomycota; Dothideomycetes; Pleosporales; Dothidotthiaceae.
CAAUUCCUCAUUGAAUAUGUCAUUGUCGGAACUGCAACACCAGGCUACAAUCAUGUGCAGCAGAUAGCAUCAGUGCAACCUGUUCCGUAUCUUGCUCCCAGAGCCUGACCGGAAGUCUCCACCAUGACACGUCUCAUUGGCCUAAGGCAUGCAGAAGGUCUUCAGCUCGAGGCCUUAGGGGGGGCUGAGCUUGACAAGGCUACGCGCUUGUAUAGAGCAUAUGCUCAAGGUCAAAAGCUCAAGUAUCAGCCUUCUUGCUGUCAUUUUCGAGCCUGAUCAAUAGAGUCUUUCUCUUUUGUUGCGUCUUAAGGGAGGUUCUCCAAGUCAAUCGUCUCCUAAACAUCAGGACAACGAAAAUAACCAUGGCCGAACUUACUAUCGGUUGCAUAUCGUUUCUGUUCCAGGUCUUCUCGGGAUGUGUGACCGGCAUUGAAAUCAUCACAGAUGCGUCGAAUCUAGACAAAGACUUUCAGUACUUGCGAGUGCGGAUGAAGUUUGAACAGUAUCGUCUACUUGACUGGGCCGAGAUUGUUGGCAUUGAUUACACAGACGAGAAGCUCAUUCUCAACAAAACGACGAAGGCCCUGGUUUUGGACCUCCUAGAGCAACAAAACAUACUGCUCGCUCAAUUUGGUCGCCGGGAUACUAAAUACAAGAGGUUCAAGAGUCCCCUCCUUGUCGAGCUCGCGGAAGAGUUUGAUGGCAGUCACUCCACGGUUUCCUCGGAGCACCUUCUGGAGAACGGUGCCAGGCUGCAGAAAAGGGACACCGACUUGACGCGGUUCCCUCAAGCUAAGGAUUUGUUGAAGAAAUCUCUCGACUUCUCGAAGAAAUUCAAAGACGUUCCCAGACGGCUCAAGUGGGCUUCAUGGGACAAGGCCAAGAUGGAGACUCUGAUUGAAAAGCUGAGCAUGUUCAACGACCAGAUCCGCCAGGAACUCAACACAGCUCAGCUGGGCAGCCUUGUCGACAAACAGAGGAGGACAGAGUACCAGGUUAUGCAACUGAACAACAACCUUCAGAACUUGGUGCAGAUCUUCCAGUCCCAAGUACUCACAGUACAUUUGGGUCAGCCGCACUAUACCAACGGCCGUUCCAUCAUGCCAGUCGAGGAGUCCGAGUAUGGUGAUUACAGUUCUGAGAAUCGCCCUCGUCUUCCUGCAUCUCAGGGUCUAGCUGCUCUAGCACAAUUCAAAGCUAUCAGCUAUGCCAUCGAACAUCCCAAUGACCUCACACAGAGUUUCACACAGGCCAUCGAGUUAUCUCAAUCACCUAGGGAAAUCUGCGAUGCUGAACUCGCUCUUGAGGACAUCCGUCCUCAAGACACUGAUGAGUUUCCAGAAGAAGUUGAGGAAGGACAGCGUACGGAAGCCGUUUACAAGGAUCGCUCUGUUUGGAUCGAAUGGAAGAUGUCCGAGCCCGCAGCUGUUCAACCCGACGGAUUGGACCCUCAAAUCGAGGUGCGUGUAAAGAAGCUUGCAACCUUGCUCAAAGAAAACAACAGGACAGAGCAAUUUCGCGCUCCGCGUUGCUUUGGGUAUUUCAGGGAGAAAGACGUAGGUCGAUUCGGCUUGGUGUUCGAGAAGCCUCAAACAGUACCGAACGCAGAGGCACCUCAAUCUCUGUACUCCUUGUUGACCGAUGCAAACGUUGAGAUUCCUUCACUGACCGACCGCGUCACACUCAUGCGCUUGCUCUCUGAAACCAUCGAGCGUCUACAUGCCGUCAAUUGGCUACACAAGGGCCUCCGUUCGGCUAAUAUCCUCUUCUUCAAGGACCCCUCCACCCAGGAGAUCAACUACUCUCAGCCCUACAUUUCAGGCUUUGACUACUCUCGCCCCGCCAUGAACGAUGAAAUGACGGAGAAGCCACCCGAGAACGCAGCUUCGGAUAUCUACCGCCACCCCAUGGUACAAAGCAACGGGAAUCGCGAAAGUACUGGAGAUCGACCCAAUUUCAAGAAGAGUCAUGACUUAUACUCUCUUGGCAUACUGCUGAUGGAGAUCGCGUAUUGGCAACCGGUCAACAAGAUUCUGGACAUCGUCAUCACAAAGGAUACUAAGCCGAGCAUUACGUACAAAGUCAGGGAAAGAUUACUGGAGGAGAAGAUAUGGCUGAACAAGGUGAAGAGCUAUUUGGGAAACACGGUGGAGAGCGUAGUCCGGGCUUGUCUCGAAGGCCCCACUGCCUUUGGAUUGGAGGAGGAAUGCGACGAGAAGAGGGAAGAGGUAGGUGCGGAACUGCAGAGGAUGUUUGCUGAGAACGUCGUUGAGAGGCUGGCUCAGAUGAAGGGUUUGUGAGUGUUCUCAAUUUUCCGUAUGGUGCAAUUUCUACCUUCGCGCCACAAGCAUAGAUCUUGCUUUUUUCAGUUGCUUCUCCCUCCUUCUACCAUAGAUCCAAUUCAAUACCCUGUAUGCUUU